CAACUAACAGAGUGGACCUUUGACAGUCUCAGUACUGUUUCUCCUUCCAAAGAAAUAAAGAUGGGCUUCAUGUCCUUAGCCUCCGAGCUCUGCUCCGCCAUAGGAGACCACCAUAGCCAACGCAAGAAGAUGAAGAAGAAGCAUUUCCAGGUUGUGGAGAUAAAAGUGAAGAUGGACUGCGAGGGUUGUGAGAGGAGGGUGAGGCAAUCAGUGGAGGGGAUGAAGGGGGUGAGUAAGGUGGAGGUGGAGCCAAAGAAGCACAAGUUGACUGUGACGGGCUACGUCGACCCUAAGAAAGUGUUGCAGAGGGUGAGGUAUAGGACGGGGAAGAUGGCGGAGCCAUGGCCCUACGUGCCUUACGACAUGGUCUACCAUCCUUACGUGCAGGGCGCUUACGACAAGAAGGCGCCGCCGGGGUACGUGCGAAACGUCGUGGCCGACCCCAACCUUGCGCCGCUCGCGCGUGCGACGUCGACGGAGGAGACGUAUUCCGCGGCUUUUAGCGAUGAAAAUCCGAACGCCUGCACCGUUAUGUGAAUUUCUAUCCUGUAUUAUUACUGGAAAAAUAGUUGUGUAAGAUGUUUGUUUUAGAAGUUAUUAGAUAUUUCCAUUCGCAAAUUAAGUAUUUGGAGUAAUUUAAAAUAUGUAUAUGGGAUGGUUUUUUUUGUUGUUGAAAUUAUUAUACAUCAUAAUUACGAUAUUAGUAUGGGCUUAUUAUA
This is a messenger RNA of Dendrobium catenatum, 719 nucleotides long. RefSeq names its product heavy metal-associated isoprenylated plant protein 27. Gene Ontology annotation, molecular function: metal ion binding. The transcript has 2 exons. The record is from RefSeq and is a predicted model, not a curated record. The coding region runs from base 61 to 537 and encodes 158 amino acids. NCBI's taxonomy places the organism in Eukaryota, Viridiplantae, Streptophyta, Magnoliopsida, Asparagales, Orchidaceae.